CAUUCAGUUGCGUUUCGAUCGUCAACUCGGCCGGUAGUGCUUCCCUCUAAACUAAGUUGGUGAUCUCCCCCUUCCUCAGCCAAGAACUGAUUUAAGGCUUAACCACAUUGUUGUUUGUGAGUAAUGUUUGAAAAGGCAGGACGACGGUGGUCCCUUUCCCAGCCCAGCCCGGUUGCGACGACGUGCAUUUAAGGUAUCCUCCUCCCCAUGCGUUCCAAUUUGCGGUUAGAAGCAGUCAGAGAACGUGCGAUGUGAAACAGUCGUUGUCGAGGGCCGUCCGUAACAGAACGAGAGAUACAGAGUGAUCGUGGUGCCGGUGGUAAUUCGGUAAUUCGAUAGCCAAGGCAGCAAAAGAAAAAAAAAGUGCAAUUUUCAUUUCGGCGGGCCGAGGAGAGUCAACUCUUCGAAUGUGAAAACAUUGCUAGUAGCAGCCCAAAAGAACCAGUGAAGCCCAAAAAAAGUGUCCCAUUGGCAAAAAUAAGCAUUUUUGCAGAAGACAAGUGAGUGAGAUCGAUCGAUAUACGCGCAGAGGUGUGUAGUAAGCAGCAGCAAUCCUCGUACAACCAAACCCAGUUAAGUGCCAGUUGUGGACGCAUAGAUAUACGGGAAUCGAUUGGCAAAGCCGCAAACGUGUAGUCUUGGGAAGAUGAUUGGAUUACCAGUGGCGACGAAGAAAACGACGACUGCGAAUACGACCUGGGAUCAGCAUCUGAAGCAGCAACAGUAUCAAUAGUGACCGGCUGUAGCGGAACGGAAUUGAAAUCCGGUGCUCCAUCCGAGUGUGAGGAGGAAUUUCAGCCUCGUACAGAUUUGUAACGCGAUAGAUUUGAGAGGAAUUUUCCCGAAACCCAGCGAGAGCAAAAAAAACGAGUAGCAAAAGACACGCAGAUAAGCCGGAAACCAUGACAAUUAAUACGGACGACCAGUAUGCUGAUAAUGAAAGCAAGAGUAACAUCACAUCAAGGCGACUAACGUACCAAUGCACCUGGCGUUUGAGCUGCGAAUCGAGGAAUUACGACUUUCCUGCCACUUCUUAUCGCUACAGCUCCACCAGCUAUCCGGAACCGGACGACGGCAUCAACUAUGCCGCGGCGGACGACAAAGCCACCCUCAUCCAGGUGUGGAAACCGAAGAACUACGGCUCGGUCAAGGGCCAGAUUCCGCAGCACGAUCGGCUGACGUACACGUGGAAGGAGAUUGACGUGUUUGGCGAGAUGCCGGGCGACUCGAAGAAGGAAUCGAUCUGCAACCGGCUGUGUUCGUGCUUUUCCCGCCAGAAGAAGGACUUUAACCCGCGGAAACACCUGCUGAAGAACGUGACCGGCAUGGCCAAGAGUGGAGAGUUGUUGGCGGUGAUGGGCAGUUCCGGUGCGGGCAAGACCACCCUGUUGAACGCGCUGUCCUUCAGAUCACCGCCGGGGGUUAAGAUAGCGCCCACGUCGGUGCGUGCCCUCAACGGAAUUCCGGUCAACGCCGAGCAACUGCGGGCCCGGUGUGCGUACGUGCAGCAGGACGACCUGUUCAUAGCCGCACUCACCACCAAGGAACAUCUGAUCUUCCAGGCGAUGCUCCGAAUGGGCAGAAAUGUCCCCAAAAGCGUCAAGAUGAACCGCGUCAACGAAGUGCUACAGGAACUGUCCCUGACCAAGUGUGCGGACACGGUCAUCGGAGCGCCCGGACGGAUCAAGGGUCUGUCGGGUGGGGAGAGGAAACGACUGGCGUUCGCGUCGGAAACCCUCACCGAUCCGCAUCUGCUGCUGUGCGACGAGCCCACGUCCGGACUGGACUCGUUCAUGGCGCACAGCGUGCUGCAGGUGCUGAAGGGAAUGGCCAUGAAGGGCAAGACGAUCAUUCUGACCAUCCAUCAGCCCUCGUCCGAGCUGUACUGCCUGUUCGACAAAAUACUGCUGAUGGCGGAGGGUCGGGUGGCGUUUUUGGGUUCGCCGUACCAGGCGGCGGAGUUUUUCUCGCAACUCGGCAUCCCCUGCCCGCCCAACUACAACCCGGCCGACUUUUACGUGCAGAUGCUGGCGAUCGCCCCGAACAAGGAGUCCGAGUGCCGGGACACGAUCAAGAAGAUCUGCGACUCGUUCGCGACCAGCCAGAUCGCGCGCGAGGUCGCCGAGGUGGCCGCCACGGGCAAGAACGUCGAGGAGCACUACUUCCUGCAGCCGAUGGAGGGCGUCAGCCGGACCGGCUACCGGUCCUCGUGGUGGACCCAGUUCUACUACGUGCUGUGGCGCUCGUGGUUGACCGUGCUCAAGGAUCCGAUGCUGGUCAAGGUGCGCCUGCUGCAAACGGCGAUGGUGGCCACCCUGAUCGGUGCGAUCUACUUUGGCCAGCAGCUCGACCAGGACGGCGUGAUGAACAUCAACGGAGCGCUGUUCCUCUUCCUGACCAACAUGACCUUCCAGAACGUGUUUGCCGUGAUCAACGUGUUCUCCGCGGAGCUGCCGGUGUUUUUGCGUGAAAAGCGGUCCCGUCUGUUCCGGGUCGACACGUACUUCCUGGGGAAAACCAUCGCCGAAAUGCCACUCUUCAUAGCGGUUCCGUUCGUGUUCACCUCGAUCACCUAUCCGAUGAUUGGACUCAAGUCAGGUUACGUCCACUAUUUGAUUGCUCUCUCCGUCGUGACGCUGGUGGCCAACGUAGCGACUUCAUUCGGCUAUCUCAUCUCCUGCGCCAGCUCGUCCAUUUCGAUGGCCCUCUCGGUCGGACCGCCGGUAAUCAUCCCGUUCCUCAUCUUUGGCGGGUUCUUCCUCAACUCGGCCUCCGUUCCGGCCUACUUCCACUAUCUGUCGUACUUUUCGUGGUUCCGUUACGCCAACGAGGCGCUGCUCAUCAACCAGUGGAGCACGAUCGAGGAGGGCGAAAUCGCGUGCACCCGGAUGAACGUCACCUGUCCCAGCUCGGGCCAGAUCAUCCUGGAGACGUACAACUUCCGCGAGGAGGACUUUGCCUUCGACAUCGGCUGUCUGUGCGUGCUGAUUGUGCUGUUCCGGCUGGGGGCGCUGUUCUGUCUGUGGUUGCGCUCGCGAAGCAAGGAGUAAUUUUGUGGGAUAUU
Messenger RNA from Culex pipiens pallens (northern house mosquito), 3064 nucleotides. It is a transcript of the gene w, whose product is annotated as protein white. Bases 903 to 3050 code for a protein of 715 amino acids. The record is from RefSeq and is a predicted model, not a curated record. Lineage: Eukaryota; Metazoa; Arthropoda; Insecta; Diptera; Culicidae. Gene Ontology annotation, molecular function: ATP hydrolysis activity; ABC-type transporter activity; ATP binding. Gene Ontology annotation, biological process: transmembrane transport. Gene Ontology annotation, cellular component: plasma membrane. The transcript is spliced from 7 exons.